Brassica rapa (field mustard) is the source of this 1994-nucleotide messenger RNA. RefSeq names its product FT-interacting protein 3. The record is from RefSeq and is a predicted model, not a curated record. NCBI's taxonomy places the organism in Eukaryota, Viridiplantae, Streptophyta, Magnoliopsida, Brassicales, Brassicaceae.
AGACAAAUUGAAUUAUUUUUUUUAUGAAUUAUUCUCUUGAACAAAGCUUUCUAAAAUCUUUGUGUUUCCCCAUUCCUCUAAUAUAUUCAAUUCUAUGCAUCUCCUUUCAUUUCAUACUUAAUUACCAGAGUCAUAUUCUCAAUCAACUUUUUUCAUACGAUCUGCCAUGGUUAAGAUUGUAGUGGCUAAACCCUCAACCUUUCUUUUCGAAUACAACUUAGAUUUAUAAAGUUUAAAUUAAAAUGAUAAAAUAGGUGAAUAAACGAGUGAAUUUAGUUCAAAAAAAAAAAAAACGAGUGCAAAAUCUGGAAAAAGUGGAGGCAACCAUUGUUUGAACUUCAGAAAACGCAGAUUAUAGAAAAGGGGAAGAGAUGAUACCAAAAUUACAUGUUUCCCCUCUUUAGAAAAACAAAAACAAAAACUUCAAGGACGCACGAUUCUAACUCAGGUUUUGUUGAUAUACAACCUAGUCACUUGCCAAAUUAGUUUACAAAACAUUUUUACUAUUGAUUACAAAUUUAGAAUUUAUAGAUACAUAUCUAUAUACUAUAUUAAAAGGGAUAUAUGAGCUCCAUUGAGCCUAUCCACCUCAGCAAAAAAAUUCACAACCUAUCAAAUUGUCAUGUCAUCAUAAAUUACAAAAAAAAUCCUUUUACGUCAAUUUAUUAUUUACGAUCUCUCUUUUUGUUUUCUUCCUCAAAUCAAUUUUUUCCUUUCAUCUUCUCAAUCCUUGGCGGAUCUGAUUCCUAUCUGUGUUUCUCUGUUACUUGAUUCGAUCUUUGUUUCGUCAUUGCUUUUUUUAUUAUUAAGCUUUUGUGAGAUUGUUUUUGCUGAUAUUUUGUUUUGAUUUGGUGUCUGACAGAUCAUUAACGAUCGUGAGACGGGAAGGUCAAGGGGAUUCGGAUUCGUGACCUUCACGGAUGAGAAAUGAUGAGGGAUGUUAUUGAUGAGAUGAACGGAAAGGAGCUCGACGGACGUACCAUCACCGUCAACGAGUCUCAGUCUAGAGGAAGCGGCGGUGGAGGAGGCCGUGGUGGAGGAGGCCGUGGUGGAGGUGGAUACAGUGGCCGUGGAGGUGGCGAUUGUGGAUCACUGGAUCAACAUGGGUUUGCAAGGGACAAAAUCUGGAUAAUCGAUGACAAUCUACCUCCACAAGUUCUUAAAAUCAUCAUUAGUUGAUCUUCAUCUCAAACCAUCAGAAGAGGACUUAAAGCAAUGGUUUGACAGUUCUGGGUUUCACUUGCUAUAGAUGGCCAGUCAACAUUGAUCUCUUUAGAAAGAUCAAUGGCAAACCCUUCAGAUUCUUAUUUGCAUAUGGCUUGGCACUCGGAUGCAGCCACAGUGAGCGGAACAGACGCUCUUGCUAACAUCCGCUCAAAAGUCUAUCUCUCCCCCAAGCUUUGGUACUUGAGAGUUAACGUCAUCGAGGCUCAAGAUUUGAUCCCGAGCGAUAAAGGGAGGUACCCUGAGGUCUACGUGAAGGCUAUAGUGGGAAACCAAGCGUUACGGACUAGAGUAUCUCAAAGCAGGACUAUUAACCCCAUGUGGAACAAGGAUCUGAUGUUUGUAGCAGCUGAGCCUUUCGAGGAGCCGUUGAUUUUAAGCGUUGAAGACAGAGUUGCUCCUAACAAGGACGAGGUCUUAGGGAGAUGCGCGAUCCCGUUGCAGCAUUUGGACAGGAGGUUUGACCACAGGCCGGUGAACAGCAGGUGGUUUAACUUGGAGAAGCAUAUCAUGGUGGACGGUGAGAAGAAAGAGAUCAAGUUCACGAGCAGGAUACACAUGAGGAUAUGUUUGGAAGAAGGAGAUCAAGUUCGCGAACAUACGCAACAUCUGCAUCAAUUUUUCAUUAAAUUAGUCAAACUUUAGAUUUACCAAAACAAGCAACAACCAAAGAUAAUAUUAAACACAAAGACAUGAAACUAUAUAAUUUUUUUUUUUUUUUUUGACAACACAUGAAACUAUAUAAUAUAUUCAAAUUAGGAUUGAUUUUA